CGGCGUCGGCGUGAGAAGCAGAAACAAAAACAGCCCUCGGAUCUGAAUCCCGAGGAAACCGCGGAGGAGAAGUCUUUUACAGCCGGCGCCGCGGUUCCCCUCAUGCAGCACGAUGCCGGCCCGCGUCCACGUAGCUGUUCGUAGCGCAGUGUGAAGAUGCUAGCUAGUUAGCUAGCUUCCUUUUAGCCUCACCGCCUGACAGCCGAGGUCCAGAGCCUGGAGCUAACUUCCUCCGGAGCAAGACAAAACAACCAUGACUCAGACAGUCAGUCUGUGUUCCGUGACCCUCGGGGUGGAGGGUAUGACAUGUGGCUCCUGUGUCCAGUCCAUAGAGCAGCGGAUUGGCUCUCUCCCAGGAGUGAUGCAUAUAAAGGUGUCUCUAGAGCAAAGGAAUGCCACUGUCAUAUUUGACCACAGCCAACAGAGUCCAGAGUCUCUGUCAGAGGCUAUCGAGGACAUGGGCUUUGAAUCAAGUCUAUCUGCGUCCGUCACAGCCACACCGGUCUCUACAGAGACCCAGCUCGUCUCCACCUCAGGCCUGGCACCUGCAGCUCAAGAGGAGGCUUCAGAGAAGCUCUCCCAGAUCCAGGGAGUCCUUGAUGUCAGAGAAAGCCAGGUUCCCAUGGGUCUCACUGUCACCUAUGUUCCCUCCUUGACUUCACCCCUGCAGCUGAAUGAGUUGGUGGCCAGCCUAUCCGCUACGGAGAUCCCUACACCCAGCAGUCCUGUGGAAAAAGGCCCGAAUGUGUCCCCAUCUCAAAGUAGGGCAGGAGAUGUGGCACUCCUGAAGUUACGGAUUGAAGGAAUGACGUGCCACUCCUGCACCAGCACUAUUGAAGGGAAGAUCGGAAAACUGAAAGGGAUUAACAAGAUCAAAGUUGUAUUAGACUCUCAGGAAGCGACAGUCGUCUACCUGACUUACCUCAUCACCGUCCAAACCAUCAUCGACCAGAUUGCCGUGGCCGGCUUCAAAGCUUUUGUCAAGUCCAAGCCCCGCCCUCUGAAGCUGUCCCCCAGUGAAAUCGAACGUUUGGUCGAUUCUCAAAAAACACCUGUGUCUUCACCAUCAGAGACUUCAGAGGAGACAGAAGUCUUCAUAGACAUAACACUUGUCAUGCUCAAAGUUAAGGGCAUGCACUGCCAUUCCUGUGUGGUCAAUAUCCAGGACAAUAUCUCCAUGCUACCUGGUGUCUCCUCUGUGGAGGUCUCUCUGGAGAAGGAGAAGGCUUCCAUCUGCCAUGAUCCUCUAAAGGUCACAGUGCCUCAGUUGCAGCAGGCAAUUGAGGCGCUGCCUCCAGGACACUUCAAAACUCAACCCUGGGACUCAACUGACCCCCUCAGUCCUGUAUCCGUAUCGCCCACGUCUGCCUUAUCAUCGCCUCGGAAUGCAGGAGCAAUCCACGCCAAAGCUGCUGCUGCAAAGCCUUGUUUUACCCAGCCUCUGGCAUCUGUAGUUAAUAUUCACAUUGAGGGCAUGACGUGCAACUCUUGUGUCCAGUCCAUUGAAGGCAUGAUCUCUCAAAGGAAAGGCGUGGUGUCAGCACAGGUCUCUCUGGCUGAUCACCAGGGGAUCUUUGAGUAUGAUCCCCUUUUGACCACACCAAAGGAGCUAAGAGAGGCCGUAGAGGACAUGGGCUUUGACGCCUUCCUACCUGCCACCAAUUCGCUGCUGCCUUCACCAGAGCCCCGUGUCUCAAAGUCUUCAAGUCAAGCACAUGUGAAAGAUAUUGAGAUGGACAGUGACUUAAACAAACAAGGACGCAACAGCGACGAGCAGUCAAAAUGUUACAUUCAGAUUGGAGGGAUGACCUGUGCUUCCUGUGUGGCCAACAUCGAAAGAAACCUUAAGAAUGAACCUGGUAUCUACUCUGUUCUGGUGGCACUCAUGGCCAGUAAAGCAGAGGUGCGUUACAACCCUGAGGUCAUCGAUCCUGUGAAGAUAGCCGAGUGUGUGAAAGAGCUGGGCUUCACUGCCUCUGUGAUGGAGAACUAUGAAGGCUCAGACGGAAACCUAGAACUAGUGGUCAGAGGAAUGACGUGUGCCUCUUGUGUUCACAAAAUUGAAUCCAGCCUUAUGAAAAAAAAGGGGAUUAUAUAUGCCUCUGUUGCCUUGGCAACCAACAAAGCACACGUUAAGUACGACUCAGAAAUUAUAGGCCCACGAGACAUCAUCAAGCAGAUAGAGAAUCUCGGGUUUGAAGCAUCUUUGGUAAAGAGGGAUCGUACUGCCAGUCACCUGGACCACAGCAGAGAGAUACGACAAUGGAGGAAAUCUUUCCUGGUGAGCUUGUUUUUCUGUGUGCCUGUGAUGGGCAUGAUGAUGUACAUGAUGAUUAUGGACCACCAGAUGAGUGUUUCACAUCAGCACAAUGCCACGGUGGAGGACCGCAACCAUUACCAUGCCACCAUGUUCCUGGAGAGACAGCUGCUCCCAGGCCUCUCCAUCAUGAACCUCCUCUCCUUCCUCUUCUGUGUCCCUGUGCAGUUCAUCGGAGGUCGCUAUUUCUACAUUCAAGCUUACAAAGCAGUCAAACACCGAUCUGCCAACAUGGAUGUGCUGAUAGUUCUGGCUACCUCCAUAGCGUUCACCUACUCGCUGGUCAUCCUAAUAGUGGCCAUGGCGGAGAAGGCCAAAAUCAACCCCAUCACCUUCUUCGACACGCCACCGAUGCUCUUCGUCUUCAUCUCGCUGGGACGCUGGCUAGAACAGAUAGCUAAGAGCAAGACGUCUGAGGCUUUGUCCAAGCUCAUGUCUCUACAAGCUACCGAGGCCACAGUGGUCACUCUCAGCAGUGACUCGUCCAUUCUCAGUGAGGAGCAGGUGGAUGUUGAGCUGGUGCAGAGGGGAGACGUGGUUAAAGUCGUCCCCGGGGGGAAGUUUCCAGUGGAUGGCAGGGUCAUUGAAGGGCACUCAAUGGCUGACGAGUCUCUAAUCACAGGUGAGGCCAUGCCAGUGACGAAGAAGCCAGGGAGCAUUGUGAUUGCAGGCUCCAUUAACCAGAACGGCUCUCUGCUCGUCAGUGCUACACAUGUCGGCAUGGACACUACUCUGUCUCAGAUUGUCAAACUGGUGGAGGAGGCUCAGACUUCGAAGGCUCCAAUCCAGCAGUAUGCAGAUAAGAUCAGUGGCUACUUCGUACCCUUCAUUGUUGUCAUAUCCGUGCUGACGCUGGUCGCCUGGAUCAUCAUUGGGUUUUUGGAUUUCUCGCUUGUGGAGAAGUACUUUCCUGGUUAUGACAAGAGCAUUUCCAGGUCCGAGGCAGUGAUUCGCUUUGCCUUCCAGGCCUCCAUAACUGUGUUAUGCAUCGCCUGCCCCUGUUCCCUUGGCUUGGCAACCCCGACAGCUGUCAUGGUGGGCACAGGAGUUGGAGCCCAAAAUGGCAUUCUGAUAAAGGGAGGAGAGCCACUUGAGAUGGCACAUAAGGUACAGAUAGUGGUGUUUGAUAAGACUGGGACCAUCACAUACGGUGCUCCAACCGUUAUCCAAGUCAAGAUGGUUGUGGAGGGGAACAAGAUGCCCCGUUCCCGCCUGCUGGCCAUUGUGGGUACUAGUGAGAACAACAGUGAACACCCUCUGGGUUCAGCUAUCACCAAGUACUGCAAACAGGAGCUUGGCACGGAGUCUCUUGGCACAUGCACAAACUUCCAGGCGGUGCCGGGCUGUGGCAUCAGCUGUCAGGUCAGCAACACGGAGACCCUGCUGAAACAGGAGGACAGCGACAGUGAGGACAACAACCAGCGGAACAGCGUCCUCAUUGAAAUCAGUGACACCCGGACCACCACCAGCUCCCAUCCACUCAUCAUGGACCCACAGCCUCCGAGCUUCGUCCAGACAGCCACUUAUGUUGUGCUGAUUGGCAACAGAGAGUGGAUGAGGAGGAACUGCUUGCAGAUCAGCCCUGAUAUAGAUGAGGCCAUGGUGGAGCAUGAGCGCAGAGGACGCACUGCUGUUCUAGUAGCUGUAGAUGACCUGCUGUGUGCGAUGAUAGCCAUUGCUGACACAGUGAAACCUGAGGCUGAACUUGCCGUACGCACGCUCAUCAACAUGGGGCUGGAAGUUGUGCUGAUGACCGGAGACAACAGCAAGACGGCACGGGCUAUAGCUGCUCAGGUUGGAAUCAAGAAGGUGUUUGCUGAGGUGCUUCCCUCCCACAAGGUGGCCAAGGUGGAACAGCUGCAGCAGGAGGGCAAGAUAGUCGCCAUGGUGGGUGACGGUGUAAACGACUCGCCCGCUCUGGCCAUGGCUGACGUGGGUAUCGCCAUAGGAACUGGGACAGAUGUGGCCAUAGAAGCAGCAGAUGUGGUGUUGAUAAGGAACGACCUCCUGGAUGUGGUGGGGAGCAUUGACCUAUCUAAGAAGACUGUCAAGAGGAUCAGGAUCAACUUUAUAUUUGCUCUGAUCUACAACCUGGUUGGCAUUCCUCUCGCUGCUGGCAUCUUCCUUCCCAUUGGUCUGGUGUUACAGCCAUGGAUGGGCUCUGCUGCGAUGGCUCUAUCGUCUGUCUCUGUGGUUGUUUCCUCUCUUCUACUCAAAUGUUACACUAAACCCACCGCAGAGAUGUUGGAGGCUCGACUGGGUAACAGCAGCAGGCGGCAGGGCAGCCUGUCUGAUGUCAGCAUCCACAUCGGCAUGGGUGACGUUCGUCGUCCCUCCCCCAAACUCAGCCUGCUGGACCGCAUCAUCACCUACAGCCGGGCCUCGAUCAACUCCCUGCGCUCCGACAGGCACUCGCUCAACAGUUUGGCUCUCAGUGAGCCGGACAAACACUCUCUGCUGGUGGGGGAGGCGCAGUGCGAGGAGUUCUGCUGAAUACGUAAGACUCACGUGGUCUUGCAAUGACUUUUGUGAGCUGGAGCAGAUAGUAACGGCCUUAAUUCAACACUAGGCCUCGCUGACAGGGUUUCUAUUGAAUAGUGGCCCAUCCAUCUGCUGUAGAUGCCUCAGGGCAGCACUGCUGACUUGCUUACAUGCCCCUUGUUUUCUUUUAGCUCACCCAGUGGAUCACAUGCACUUCAGAGCAUGUUUCUCCUCCUUCAGCAGCAGACUAUCUUUUGUUGAGGUAACCGCCCUCAGGCACCAACACAUUGACACGUGGGUCACUGUGUGAGUGUUCAGGGGCACGAAGCGUCUUUAAAGCCUUGAAGCAGGUGUCCACAUCCAGGAAACAGAGUGAUGAUCAGCUCUGCAGCUGUGGUCACCUGCAAGUACAAUCUUUAACAUCUAUCCAAAGACAUUAUAACAGUGGUGCUGCUUGUGAGAGUCGACACUACAGAGUUAUACUUUAAAGAAUUUUCCUAACGCGGAAAAGUAUAGUAACACUUGUAUUAUUCUAUUCCAGAGUAUUUAUGUUACCUUUAUUUAUCUUUUUUCAUUAUAUCCUGUGGAACAAUGAAGUUGUUGAAUCAAAAUGCCAAUCUUUUUUUUCAGUCUCCCAAAAUAUGUAAUUACUAAGCAGCAUAGAUACAAAAAACCUCAAUCUUAAGACUUGUUACUUGCUGCAAACUCAAAUUUGUGCAAACCAUCAGUGAAGUGAAACAGAAUGUGAGUUUGACCCAAGUGCCAUUUGAAAUGCAACAUCGGCAAAGUCCAACACAUUCCAAAGAUAACAUGGUAGUACAGAUGUUACCUUGGACACAAUGUGCACAAAGUGGGAACCGAGAUAAGGUCAAAGCAGAGAGGAAGAGCCGACUGAAUUGUGAAGCCGACUAUAGACUCUGCUCUGUGGUUGUGUCAUCCCUCUGCAUCUUUAGUUAACUAUACAACAUGUGUGUUAGUGAAUGUGAACAUUACUCAUUGUCAAACAGAAAUUAUUACAUGUGUGAAGUGUUGUUGGUGCUUGGGUUACUCAAUUUGCCUGCUGCAAACAUAAGGUUUGUGUUAUGAAAAGGCUGAACUGUAAAUGUGUUCUUUUUGCCAACGCACUCGGCACUUCUACAUUUCUGCUUUUUACGUAUGAUGAUUAUUUUUCAUGUUCUUGGUCCUUGAACUCUGAGAAGCAGGAACCCCAGCAGGUUCAGACUAAACACAACUGUGUCCCAACACCUCCACCAAAUGAGUUACUGAGAUACAAAAUUGACAUGAAAUCCAAUUGUACAGUUGUAAUUUUAAAUCACAUCUUGAAAUUGUUUAAGGAGAUUUAAAGUGAUCUCAAAGAUGUUUUUGCUUCACUUUCUGCUGUAUUGAAUCACUUUUGUGCAGCUAUACUAUGACUUUUGUGUCCAAACUUUUUGUGUGUUAUUGUCUGGUGGAGAAAAGAGCCAUCAGAUUGGCCUGCCGUUUUCCCAAGAUGCAUUGUGUUCACAGCUUCUGAGUGUCACAAUGACGAGAUGUAGUGUUGCGCAUUGCUUGGUGAAAAGGGUCCAUUCAGUUGUGUGUGUGCAGGUAAAUGAAGUGAGUCCAUGUUUCCCAUCUUUCAUUGUUCUUCUGAACAUUAUGUGCCUUGGAAUAAAACGUUUUUGUAACGUCA
Molecule: messenger RNA, 6467 nt
Organism: Limanda limanda (common dab)
Lineage: Eukaryota; Metazoa; Chordata; Actinopteri; Pleuronectiformes; Pleuronectidae
Gene: atp7a
Product: ATPase copper transporting alpha
Exons: 23
Coding region: 254-4810 (1518 amino acids)
Biological process (GO): monoatomic cation transport
Cellular component (GO): membrane
Molecular function (GO): ATP binding; ATPase-coupled monoatomic cation transmembrane transporter activity; copper ion binding
Source: RefSeq, a predicted model, not a curated record